This is a messenger RNA of Grammomys surdaster, 1608 nucleotides long. It is a transcript of the gene Gtf2a1l, whose product is annotated as general transcription factor IIA subunit 1 like. The record is from RefSeq and is a predicted model, not a curated record. The transcript is spliced from 9 exons. Bases 42 to 1451 code for a protein of 469 amino acids. NCBI's taxonomy places the organism in Eukaryota, Metazoa, Chordata, Mammalia, Rodentia, Muridae. Gene Ontology annotation, cellular component: transcription factor TFIIA complex. Gene Ontology annotation, biological process: transcription by RNA polymerase II; transcription initiation at RNA polymerase II promoter.
UUGCCACGCAGGCGCAAACGGUUGGGCGCAGAGCUGCCGGAAUGGCCUUCGUCAACCUGGUGCCCAAACUCUACCGAUCUGUAAUUGAAGAUGUAAUCGAGGGCGUGCGGGACCUGUUUGCUGAGGAAGGCAUCGAGGAGCAGGUGUUGAAAGACCUGAAGAAGCUCUGGGAAACCAAAGUUUUACAAUCUAAAGCGACAGAGGACUUCUUCAGGAAUAGUGUCCAGGCGCCGCUCUUCACCCUCCAGCUGCCACAUGGAUUACCACCAACGCUGCAGUCAACAGCAUCGUUGCUGAUCCCAGCUGGUAGAGCUCUCCAAAGUUUUACGCCAGAAGACCUGAACACUGCCAGCUGUGGUGCAAACUUUGCCUUUCCUGGCUAUCCGAUCCACGUCCCAGCAGGCAUGGUCCUCCAGACGGCAUCUGGUCACCUUUACAAAGUCAAUGUACCAGUCAUGGUGACACAGACUUCUGGGAGAACAGAAAUUCUCCAGCAUCCAUUUCAGCAAGUCCUUCAGCAGCUUGGGCAGCCCUCAGUCAUACAGACCACAGUUCCAACAUUGCACCCAUGCUCUCUUCAAGCAGCAACUGAGAAAUCACACAGGCUGGAAGCUGUGCUGCAACAGCCCGCCAUUCUGCAUUCUGCUCCAGUGGACAGGAAACAUGUAGAAAAUGCUACCAGCGAUAGGCGUGUUCUCCCUGGAAGUGAGCUGAGGCCACAGGAAAGCUCUCAGUAUACCAGCCUUCUGGGUGUGGGGUUUCCUCCUCAGGUUGCUCUAACAGAGUCUAGCCUGGAGCCUAUGCUUGGUGUCUCAGCGAACCUGACUCAGAAUCUGCAUGGUGGUCCUUUCUCUCCGGGCUCUCCGGGCCGUCUCCACCACCACACGCUUGAUACACAGCUUCACAGCCUUAAAGACAGGAUAUAUGGAUGUGACCCUGUAAAGCAACUGAGAAAAACAGAGGAGCCCAGCAGCCUCCGUGUGUCAGAGAAGAAUUGUACUUCUGAGAGGGAUCUGAAUAUUCAGGAAACCGAUGAUGACAUUAAUGAAAUAAUUCAAAUCGAUGGAAGCGGCGAUAACUCUUGUACUGAAGAGGUGGGAAGUGUAAGGGAAGCAGAUGAGAACGAAUUCCCAGGGAUCAUCGACACCGGCGACCUCAAGGUGCUGGAGGAAGAAGUGGACAGUGUGUCAAAUGAAGACUCAACUGCAAACAGCAGCGACAAUGAGGACCGUCAAAUAGACACCCUAGAAGAGGAUCCCCUAAAUUCUGGAGAUGAUGUCAGUGAGCAGGAUGUGCCAGACCUGUUUGACACAGAUAAUGUAAUUGUCUGUCAGUAUGAUAAGAUUCACCGGAGCAAGAACAGAUGGAAAUUCUACUUGAAAGAUGGUGUCAUGUGCUUUGGAGGGAGAGACUAUGUGUUUGCAAAAGCCAUUGGUGAAGCUGAGUGGUGAGCGCCCAAGGCUUGCUACAUCAGCUCUGUGAACCUACGUGGGACGACUAUAUUGCAUGUGUGGCCUACAUUCUUAUUUUAUAUGUGGUCCAUCAAAGAGCUGAUUAACUUUUUUGUUCACUAUAUGGAAUUAAAUAAAAGUAUAGUUCAAAUGCAAA